GAUAAUAUGUAAGAAAUGAUAUGGGAUGAUUAUACUACAAUGUUCACAUAAAUAGAAAAAAGUAUUAAUUGAUAAGUUUGAAAAUGAAUGGUUUAUAUUGUAUAUUUUUGUGGGCCUUAUUGAGUUAUGGGUAUGGUGAAAGAUAUUUAAAAUGUAAGGAAACAUACAAAAUGGAUAAAGAACUAAUCUAUGACAAUGAAGCAGUUAUCCUUAAUCUUCCUGAUACNAGAACAGAAGAUAAAAUAAAUCAGAAUUGUCAUUGGCGAAUUGGUAAUGGUUCAUUUCGUAUUAUUUUUGAAGAAUUUAAUAUGUUUGAUUCUGUGAAUUGUAACUUAGAGUCUUUACAAAUCGAGUUUCCAGAUUAUAACCCAACCAAAUCUAUGACAUUCUGUGGAACAUCUUAUCCUAAAGAGCUACAAUUGCACUAUACAGAUUACAUCAAUAUUGUGUACUCUUGGCUGAAACCUAGCAAGAAACCUGUUAGAAUUAUCAUUAGAAAAACGGACCAGCACACGCCAGAAAUACGUAAAUUAAAUGUAAGCGCAACACCAAUGUACAUGUAUUCUCCAGGUUAUCCUGAUAAGUAUUACAAGGAUUUAGACGUGGAUUGGAUGUUGACUGCAAAUGAUCCUAAAAAAAGAAUUAUGUUAGAAUUUCUAAUGCUGAAUUUAGAAGAUAAUGUGCAAUGUCAAAAUGAUUUUAUACAAGUAAAAGGAGAUAAUACGAAUUUCCUAACAUGUGGUCAUAAAUCAAAACAUGUGGUUGCAUUAAAUGAUUCAAGAGUUAAUGUAACAUUUAAAACGAAUAGUUUUGAAGAAAAUGAUGGUUUUGUGUUCAGAUAUUAUACAGAACCUUAUCCUGGUGAGUUUCCAUCUUAUUUCCAGUUUAUUUCAAUUCUCAGUAGCCAUUUAUAUUGUUUUCAUACUCCAUGCGAUUCCAAUUAUUCUAAGCAAUGA
Lottia gigantea (owl limpet) is the source of this 956-nucleotide messenger RNA. RefSeq lists its product as hypothetical. NCBI's taxonomy places the organism in Eukaryota, Metazoa, Mollusca, Gastropoda, Lottiidae. The coding region runs from base 84 to 956 and encodes 290 amino acids. Gene Ontology annotation, molecular function: serine-type endopeptidase activity. The record is from RefSeq and is a predicted model, not a curated record. The transcript has 8 exons.